AUGAAAUUUCCCCACAAAAUCACCGAAAAUGUUGAUUGGAAUUCUAUUAGGACUCAUACAGGCGCCGUCGCCGGCGGCCGCCCUUCGCCCAAGUUCUUGCUCUUUCUUGUUAUUCUUGCCUCCUCUAUUUAUGUCCUCUUUACAAUAACCUUCCUUUUCUCUUCUCACCCCUGCCACGAUAACCACCCUUUACCCACCGCCGCCGAUCGUCACCACGAGUACCAUUCCAAUGCUACAGACCACCAAGAAAAGACUGAAUUAAAGCAUAUAAUGUUUGGUAUUGCGGCAUCAGCGUCUCUCUGGGAAAAAAGAAAGGAGUAUUUAAAGCUAUGGUGGCGACCGGAGAAGGAAAUGCGGGGAUACGUCUGGCUGGAUCGAGCCGUCAAGACCUUUCCUAACGAUAUACUACCCCGGAUUCUAAUCUCCGGUAACACUUCUGGGUUUCGAUACACCAACAAGAAAGGACACAGGUCGGCGAUUAGGAUAUCGAGAAUCGUGUCGGAGACUGUGCGGUUGGGGGUGAACGGCGUGCGGUGGUUCGUGAUGGGCGAUGAUGACACGGUGUUUAUUACGGAUAAUCUUGUGAGGGUUUUGUCGAAGUACGAUCACGGUGGGUUUUAUUACAUCGGAAGUUCGUCGGAGAGCCAUGUGCAGAACAUAGCAUUUUCGUACUUGAUGGCGUACGGCGGCGGGGGUUUUGCGAUUAGUUAUCCGUUAGCGGUGGCGAUUGAAGAAAUGCAGGAUAGGUGUAUAAAGAGAUAUCCGAGUCUUUAUGGGUCGGAUGAUCGGAUGCAAGCAUGUAUGGCUGAACUCGGUGUUCCACUCACUAAAGAACUCGGUUUUCACCAGUGUGACAUAUAUGGAGACUUGUUUGGUAUCUUAGCCGCGCACCCUGUGACUCCAUUGGUAACUUUGCAUCACCUCGACCUAAUCCAGCCAAUUUUCCCAAACAUGACAAGAGUUCAAUCCCUAAAGCAUCUUAUGCUUCCUAUGAAGUUCGAUUCAGCAGGCCUUGUUCAACAAUCCAUUUGUUACGAGGUCGAAAAGAAAUGGACAAUCACGGUGUCAUGGGGAUUCGCGGUUCAAGUCUUUCGUGGGUAUCUAACACCAAAGGAAGUCGAAAUACCUCCUCGUACGUUCUCGAAUUGGUACAAAAAUACCGAUUACAAGGGCUAUGCUUUCAACACGAGGCCCAUUGCUAGGAAUCCGUGUCAGAAAGCGUUUAUUUUUUACCUGUCAAAGGCGAAACUAGAUUUGUCGACUAAUGUAACGGAAACUCAAUAUAUGCAUCAUCGUGUUACUCAACUUGAAUGUAAAUGGAAGAUGCCCGAUCCCGGUUCACUUGAGAAAAUUGUGGUUUACAAGAAAACCGAUCCACAUUUAUGGGACAGGUCUCCAAGGAGAAAUUGUUGUAGGGUUAAGGCGUCCAAGAAGAAAAGCUUGAUUUUAGAAGUUAGUGUAUGUAAGGAAAUGGAGAUUAGCGCAAUAUAA
Impatiens glandulifera is the source of this 1491-nucleotide messenger RNA. RefSeq lists its product as uncharacterized. The record is from RefSeq and is a predicted model, not a curated record. Bases 1 to 1491 code for a protein of 496 amino acids. The transcript is spliced from 3 exons. Gene Ontology annotation, molecular function: acetylglucosaminyltransferase activity. Lineage: Eukaryota; Viridiplantae; Streptophyta; Magnoliopsida; Ericales; Balsaminaceae.